AUGAUUGUCUCAAAUAACGUCCACUAUUUGCCAGAUGUCUCCGAUCUCCCCGACGCCGCCGUGGCACAGGGAGUUUUUCCGCCAAGAAGCCAGAUGAACCCCGUGGAACUCGUGCUGUCGCCAAUGAUAGUACCCUCUGUAUCGCCCGGAAAGACAUGCUUAGUAGACUAGGCAUGAUGUAGCUAUAGGAUUUCUCAGCUCGUCAUCCCUGGUGUGCCAUGCCUAGGUUUUUCCCCGUAAAAAUACAGUUCUACAAAAAGGGAAGACCUCUCGCAUGCUGCGAAAGCGACCCGGUUGUUCUAUUUUCCGGCGCAGUGGCUGACGAGAAAUAGCAAGAUUCAAGAGCACGGAUGGUUGGCCAACUUCCCUCCUCCAACAACAGGCGCGGCCUCAUCCUCAGCACCGGGCAACGAGGACAAAAAGAGCGACAGCAUGAUUGCCACGCAUAUAACAGCACACGAAAAUCCAUUUUCCCUGGACCAUUUCCACACCAAUCCUCAUCCUCUCGCGCUGCCGGAGUUGCUGGGUGCCAUUGGUGGAAUAGAGAGAGCAAUGGAGAACAAAACCCGGAGUUGUACAGCAGCUUCUAGUGAAGAUGCUGCCCGUAGUACUACUAGCAGUGGUACAACAACUUUGGGAGAUGACGGAGGUAGUUCCACCGGGGGCACCACGACACGGCAAGAAGUAGAAGCAACGUCAUCAACAACGCCGCCGCCACCGGCCGAGAGGGACGCUCAGGAUGUAGUUGACAGCGAGAUGAUCUCGUUUCAAAUUGUCGUGAACCAUGGGGCGCACUCGCUCAACCAGUUUGGGCUCGAAAACUGCGGCUUUCUCGACGGCGGUGCGAUAGGAGAAACUAUGCAGCGGCUGUAUGCGGUGGUGAAAGAAUACCUGUUUUUGAAGCCCGAUAGAAGAAGUACUAGUGCGGUUGCAGAGCAUCCGCUUCCACUUCCUCUCGUUGUUGACCAUCUUCACGAAGAAGAAGAUGAAUCGCGCCUGCAGCUUAAAAGAAAGAGAGUCCGCAUACGGUACCAGCAGGCCCCGCCGACGUUCUAUCAAAUGUAAAAGUGUCAUGGUCUGGGAGGAUACAACUUGUGACGCUACUUUUGGAAUCUACAACGUAGAAACUGUAUUGCAUGAACAGCAAAAGAGGUGUAAUUUGUGCUCCGCGGAGAGGGCAUUUCUCAUGCGGUAUGAGCAUCAGAAAGCCCUUGCAACACCUCUGAUGCUAGGGCAUGCAUCACAGGAGACCUCGUGGGUCAUGCAAAAUCUGCAUGACAAACUCCUGCAUUCUUCCAGACCCAGACAUUUUUCCAAUCCAUACGUUCUGGCGGACUACAAACGGGUGGUUUGACCUCAGUGUCGCGCAACGCUGGCAACAGUGGGUGCUCCCGGAGCACUACCCCUCGUUAUUCUUUAUGCACCGAAAAAAUAAUAUCACCAACCGGUGCGCGCCCCUGAAUCGCACGAGACGGGAUCCGCGGUGGUACGGCACGGAGGCGGAAUCGAUGGAACAAGCGCAGCAUGAAAUGCAAAUAUGUCUGGGUCUGGAAAGAAUGGGAUUUGUGAUGCUAUUGCCAAUCUUCUAUGCUACAAAACCCUGUGUUGCAUGAGCAGCAAAAGGUGCUUGAUUUUUUGUCACCCGCAGCGGGCAUUUCUCAUUCAGGAUCGGCAUGAGCAAGCCUUCGCGAGAGGUCGAGGUGUGGUGCUGGAGCAUGCAUCACAGGCAACACGGGUCAUGUGCUAUUGAUAUUGUGCAUGAGAAACUCCCCCAAUCUUCCAGACCCAGACAUACUUAUUUGCAUUUGAUACGCAGCAAAUGGGGCUGCUCCCGAUUCCGGGCAGACCCAACUCCGCGUACGUGCAGAAACCGCACUGCGCUCCCUUUUGCCACCUGCCGAACUUCCUGUGCGCGCUGCGCGAAAAACUCGUGUUUGGUGACACGUUUGGAUGGAACAGGACCGCAGGAACGGUUCAACAUGAAGAUGUCGAAAAAAAGAUGAACCCACUGAAGACGAGAGCGGCAAUCGACUCGAGUGUCGAGUUCGUCUCGGCGUACCAACACAUAGUCACGCAUCCUUCGCCGACCAUAUCGGGCACGGAUUGCACGCACCUCCGACCCGACGUGCUGCUUGCGUUGUUGAAAUUAAGUCUCCAUGAUUGAUUGAUUAACUUGAAGUCGACGACUUUCGUGAGGUCGCAGUUUUUAGUUGCAAUUGCAAC
Amoebophrya sp. A120 is the source of this 2223-nucleotide messenger RNA. NCBI's taxonomy places the organism in Eukaryota, Dinophyceae, Syndiniales, Amoebophryaceae. The record is from the annotation of a GenBank genome assembly.